AGAAGCGAUUUAAUAUAGAAAACGUCAUAUUCACAGAAACAGAACUACUGUAGAAUACUUUCAGAUCAUUCGACCAGUGGCGGAAAUUUGUUCAAAAUUUCCAAUAUCAUUAUUGGAUAGAUAUACCGAUUCAUUUUCGUUCAACCUGUUAGUUCUACAACGGAAAACAUGUCGCUUAUCGCACGCAACGUCGCCAGAAGUCUGGUUCAAGUUUCCUGUCGGGGAAUUCAUUCUACUGGAGCCGUUCAUUCCAGUCCGGCCUGGUCGAAAACGGAAGGACGUAUUACCUGCACAAUGAUUCCAGGUGAUGGUGUUGGACCAGAGCUGAUGUAUUCUGUACAAGAAGUCUUUAAAGCAGCCGAUGUUCCUGUUGAUUUCGAGACGUUUUUUCUUUCGGAAGUUAACCCCGUGUUGAGCUCACCGUUGGAGGAUGUUGUUCGUUCUAUCAACAAGAACAAAGUUUGCCUCAAGGGAAUCCUGGCUACUCCGGAUUAUAGUCGUACCGGUGAGUUGGAAACUCUAAACAUGAAGCUUCGCAACGAACUGGAUCUUUACGCCAACGUCGUUCAUGUGGUUAGUCUUGAUGGUGUAAAUACCCGCCACAAAGGUAUAGAUACUGUGGUUAUUCGUGAACAAACCGAAGGGGAAUAUUCUGCUUUAGAGCAUGAAAGCGUCCCCGGUGUCAUUGAAUGUUUGAAAGUUAUCACGGCCCAGAAAUCGGCGCGCAUUGCUAAGUUCGCGUUCGACUACGCCACCAAGCACAAUCGCAAGAAGGUCACCUGCGUGCAUAAGGCCAAUAUUAUGAAACUCGGCGAUGGUUUGUUCCUGAGAAAGUGCGAAGAGAUUGGAAAGCUUUAUCCUCGAGUGCAGUUCGAGAAAAUGAUUGUGGAUAACACCACAAUGCAGCUGGUAAGCAAUCCUAACCAGUUCGACGUGAUGGUGGCACCGAAUCUUUACGGAAAUAUUAUCGAUAAUCUUUGCUCGGGAUUAGUAGGUGGCGCUGGAGUGGUCGCUGGUGCUUCUUAUUCGGCCGAGCACGCGGUAUUUGAACCGGGUGCACGUCAUACUUUCGCUAUGGGCGUCGGCAGGAACAUUGCCAAUCCAACCGCAAUACUGUUGUGUUCAUCCAAAAUGUUGCGCCACGUCAACUUAAUGCAUUAUAGUCAGAUGAUCUUUCAAGCGGUACAAGACGUUCUCAAGUCUGGAAAAGUUCGUACAAAGGACCUGGGAGGUCAAUCUACUACUCAUGAUUUUACUAAUGCUGUUAUUCACAACCUCCGAUAAAUGAAUGGGUAACUGUAUCGUCAUCAUUAAAAGGCGAAGAUAUCUUUUGUAUUAGAAACAACCCGCAGAAUUAGACAAUAUUACUUAAAUUUUUGUUCGGAUAGUUCUGAAUAAUCUCAAUAUGACCGCGAUCGUUCGUUUAUUUAUUUGACCAUAUUUAUAAGUACAGUCAAAUACGACAAAAUAAGAAAACUAAUGCCAACUCCAAGUUAAACCGCAUUGACUGUUCGAAUGCUACAGUAUAGUCCAAACCGCUGCGUCCUUUCGUUAAUUUAAAUGAAAAUAUUUAUUAAUACCGUUAAAUGAUGACGAAAUAAAGUAUUUCAUGCCAGAUUCGAAAAAAAAAACACCAAACAUGUA
Malaya genurostris is the source of this 1644-nucleotide messenger RNA. RefSeq names its product isocitrate dehydrogenase [NAD] subunit beta, mitochondrial (gene Idh3b). The coding region runs from base 169 to 1284 and encodes 371 amino acids. The record is from RefSeq and is a predicted model, not a curated record. The transcript has 5 exons. Lineage: Eukaryota; Metazoa; Arthropoda; Insecta; Diptera; Culicidae. Gene Ontology annotation, cellular component: mitochondrion. Gene Ontology annotation, biological process: tricarboxylic acid cycle; isocitrate metabolic process. Gene Ontology annotation, molecular function: magnesium ion binding; NAD binding; oxidoreductase activity, acting on the CH-OH group of donors, NAD or NADP as acceptor.